Molecule: messenger RNA, 1980 nt
Organism: Anopheles maculipalpis
Lineage: Eukaryota; Metazoa; Arthropoda; Insecta; Diptera; Culicidae
Product: bone morphogenetic protein 5-like
Exons: 3
Coding region: 42-1931 (629 amino acids)
Biological process (GO): SMAD protein signal transduction; BMP signaling pathway
Cellular component (GO): extracellular region
Molecular function (GO): growth factor activity; cytokine activity
Source: RefSeq, a predicted model, not a curated record
GGGCAAAGUAAAGCAAUGCACAGUCUCGUAACAGUGUCACGAUGAUGCGUGUCAGUAGCAAUUCUAGGCUAAUAGCCACCAGUAGUCACCUCGAUCCCGGAUGCAGUAUGGGCCCGGGCGCUGAGUCCUCCACCGAUGAUGACACACUGCUUGCCGUCGGCUUCAAGCGGACACUACACACACCGAGCCCGGGCAAGCAAAAGCACACUUACAGUUAUCCACACCAUCAUCACCAUCGUCCGAGCGCCCGGAGACGGGGUGUGCUAAGAGUGUCCAAAUUCCUGUCGUUCCUGUUGUUCCUAGUUAUCUGUGAUAGUCAGACAGUGUCCCGUGCUGCAUUUCGGGCAUCCGCCGCUACCAUCGGCCAUUCGGCGGCGGGUAUCACCGACAGUAUUAGUAGCCGUGGCGGUGAGGUGGUGGACGAGCACGGCCCACCCACUUCCGGUGCAGCGAUUCGCAACCGCACCAAGCUGCAGGAGAUCGUGCUGGAAGGACUCGGUCUCAGUGCGCUGCCCGACGUACGACUGAUGAACAUCAGCCAGCAGGAGUACGAAACCAAGUAUGCUGAAUAUUUGGACCGUGUCAAUCGUCGCCACCAAUCCCUGACCGGGAACACCGUGGACGGAUGGCACGAGCAGCGCCACCUUUACAGCUUUCCAGGCACAGAUCAUGCGCUCAAUCAUCGAAAAUUGCGCCGCAAGCGUUCACUGAGCAACGAUUUCGAUCUCGUGUACAUCCGGUUCGAUAUACCGACACGAAAUGCAAGCACGGGCGAGAUGACGGGCUUCCAGUCGCCCUCGCUUUACCACGACCCAAGCACCCCCGGGGAGGACGGUGAGGAUGAGGAGUCGUCGGUGGUCGGCGAUAAUCCUACCAACGCUCUAGAGCAGACCCUGCACCACAGUGGACGGGGGCAUCGUCAGUCUCUGUCCGAGCUGCCGCCUAUCUCGCCGGAGAACAUCGAAGAGUCGUCGUUGAACAUCAUGCUAACCAGAAGACAAAACAGCGCACGCAGCACAAACGCGCACAGUAAACAACAACAUCACUCGCCGCAGUCACAGCAGCAACAGCAGCAGGCGCAUCAAGUUCAACAGUCACCCGCACAGCUUCACCAACAUCAGCUGCAGACGCACGGCCAUCGGCGGAAGGGACGGGUACGGUUCAAGCAGCAUCAGCAUCACACCCAACACCAGCAGCAGCAGGUCCCACAACAGCAUCCUCAUCUCCAUAUGCCGGGCCGUACGGUGACGAUACACGUGUACCAGCUAGUGGAGCCGUACGAGCGCCACUUCCUUACAUCUAAAACGGUAGCGGUGCAGGAAAUCCCACCGAACGGGAGCCGCUGGUAUCAGCUGCCGCUGGAGGAAGCCGUGCGUACCUGGCUAGAUGGAUCGCGCAAGAACCUUGGUCUCGAGCUGUACUGCGAGGGAUGCCACGCACACGACGUACACAUCGUGCAUGACUCUUCGCCCUACUUUCGAACGUACGAUGAAACGCCGGUACUGAACGUAGUCGGACGGUUGGUACAGCGUGAGAAACGCUCCAAACUGCAGCGCUAUCGGCCGCAGAUGCGGGACUACCUGUCGCCACCGAAAACGACUGCCUGCACUGCGGGCAACAAGCGCUGCUGUCGCCAUCCACUGUUGGUGGACUUUCGCGACAUCGAAGGGUUUGACUUUAUCAUCCAGCCGAAGAUCUUCGAUGCCGGGUUCUGUCGGGGCCGCUGUCCGACCAAGUUUAACCCGGCGACACAUCACGCACUGUUGCAGAGUUUGCUGCACGAGCACAUUAAGUACGAUGUGCCGAAACCUUGCUGCGCACCGUCCAGCCUGGAUCAUAUCGAUGUGCUGCACGCGGAUCCGAAGAACCCGCAGCGGCUGAAGGUGUCCACGUGGCACAAUAUGCGGGUGCUGGAGUGUGCCUGCUCGUGAUGGAAUUGUUUGUGGCAAAAAAAACCAGAGGAACGCAUUUAUCUCCAAU